GAGGGGAGAGGAAAAGGGUGGCAAACGAACCCAGACGCGUGCUCCUCCGCCCAUCUAUAAAUUCCCCUCCUCCCCUCUUCUUUAUAUAGGAGGCAUUAAAACCAAGAGGAGGGGAGAACACCAAGGACUACCAGCGCCUUUCCGCGAUCCAAAUCUUUCCGACAGAGUUCUUGGUUGAUCUCUUCCUCCUCGACCACCUCCCAGGUUUUUGGUGUAGCUUUUGCCCCUCUCACAAAGAGUUUUCAUGUCUGAUCUUGACGUUCAGAUCCCAACUGCCUUUGAUCCCUUUGCUGAGGCGAAUGCUGGGGACGCUGGUGCAGCGGCAGGAACAAAAGACUACGUUCAUGUACGCAUCCAGCAGCGUAAUGGCCGCAAGAGUCUGACCACUGUCCAGGGUCUGAAGAAGGAAUUCAGCUACAGUAAGAUCCUCAAAGAUCUGAAGAAAGAGUUCUGCUGCAAUGGUACUGUUGUCCAGGACUCAGAGCUUGGUCAGGUCAUUCAACUUCAGGGUGACCAGAGGAAGAACGUCUCAAAUUUCCUCGUCCAGGCCGGCAUUGUGAAAAAGGAGCACAUCAAGAUUCAUGGUUUCUGAGCAACUGCCAGCUCCAUAUCGAAGCUUGCAUGCGAAGCAGCUAUAUAUUUGCAGUGGAGUAUAUUUGGUCGUGUGCUAGCAAUAGCAGGCGUUACGCUUGCACGCUCUUAGUAUACACAACAAAACCUAGCCCAGCCAUCUCUCUGCGUGUAUGCUUAUCACCGUUGUGUCCAAACUUGUACGAAGCACCAUCGUCAGAUGGCUUGUUUCCUUCUCCCGUCAGGGUUCAAUAAAAGAUGCUUUCUGAAGAGUGA
This is a messenger RNA of Lolium rigidum, 846 nucleotides long. Its product is annotated as protein translation factor SUI1 homolog. Bases 245 to 592 code for a protein of 115 amino acids. Lineage: Eukaryota; Viridiplantae; Streptophyta; Magnoliopsida; Poales; Poaceae. The transcript is spliced from 5 exons. Gene Ontology annotation, biological process: translational initiation. Gene Ontology annotation, molecular function: RNA binding; translation initiation factor activity. The record is from RefSeq and is a predicted model, not a curated record.